UUUUCACCUCGGAAUAGCUAAAUUUGGGUUCCUUCCCGGAAGCGUAAUUCCUAUCAUUGUGCAUCUACUAGUUACGUUGAAGCUCGCAUAAAAAUGACUUGGAUACAGAGCUGCUUGCCAUAUAUCUACAUGCUGAACGUUCCAGGACGAUUGCUAGUUCGCCUCAGGUGCCGUGAACACAAAAUGCUGCAUCCGCUGCCAGUCGAUAGUCUCAACAUGCUUUAGCCCUGCCUUUUCUGCCGUCUGAAUCAUGUCCUCAACGCUCCAGAUACGAAAUCGGUGGGUAUAAUGGCAGAUCUCAAGAACUGUCUUGUUGCCCUCCUUAUCUACCUUUGAUAUUUCUGUAUCGAGCCGUCCCACAUGGUGACCAUCCUCAACGUACUCGCGGUGGAAGAUAGGUUUAAAGGACAACGAGGAACCCUUGCUAUAUUCGUCCAUGGAUUCCGUAGAUUCAUCGUAAGUGCUUGGAACCACACCGUCUUUGUAUGCUCCAGCUACCUGGAACUCCAGAAGAGAGAUACAAGCUCUACCGCUCCCGGGGCGUAAUAACUUGGCGAUAUGGUAGAAGAAGGCAUAUAUGUUGGCUUCACCCUCAAUAUAGCCGAUCCCCCCAUCUGCACAGAGAACAAAGCUCAAUUGCCCUCUGAGUUGAGAAAGGUCUGGCUGAGCGAGCAUGUCGCUCGCAUCGCCCACAAUCCAAGUGACGCUGCCAACGUUAGAAAGCUCAGAAGCCCUGCUUUUUGCUCGCUCAACCAUGGAAGCAGACUUGUCGAGCCCAAUAAAUCUGGCAUCACUCAGGUCUUCGCCUGAUUUAGCUGCUUUUGACGCCAUUUUGCGGAAAAUACGGCCCGAGCCUGCUCCAAUAUCCAAGACGAUAGUGGGAUCCGUAGGAGAUUGCUGGGGUCGGUCGAGUCUCAGGAACAUGUCCCAAUACAGUUUUCCAUCGUCGAAUCCCUCGAAAUCCAUGUCUAAUGCUGAAUCGAGAGCCUUUGCCAUGUAAACGGAGUCAUAAUAGCUGGUAUGCGAAAUAUCUCCCUUCGAGGUAUAGUCAAUCGUCAUUUUGAUAUAAAGAAAAAUCGGGCUCAAUUGGACUUUCAGCCAGUUGCUAGAUGCCUUCAGGCAAAAAAGAUGAUGGCAAUGGUUGUGAAUAGGGCAGUUGAAGGCAUUAUUUGGUAUAUCAACUUAGCCAUGGCGCCGGUUAUAAGUACUGCUAACUCUGUUCAGCAACCCAGUACGAUUUUUCCUUUUCUAUAUUUAAAGAUCUAACCACGUAGCCAUGAUUAAAAUUCGUGGCUUAUUUGAAUAGGAGAAAAUCAAUCCUCUUGGUGAUUGAGUGAAGAAACGGGGAAUAUCUGUAUGCAGAAGCCUUUGCAGAAGCCACAUUCCCAAUUUAUGGUCCUUCCACUCCCCACUUUUUUACACUUUUGCAAUUACCAGAUUGCUGCUGGUUAGAUGGUUAAUAGUUAGCUAUCUUGGGCCAUCAAGUGUGGGUUGAUUCCUGUCGUUGGCAAGGAGCCCAUGUGAACAGGUGCAUGAAAACCCAAGGAGGGAUUGGUAUCUGGAGAUGCUGGGCCUUUAACCCCCAAAGGCGACGAAGCACCUUCGGACGAAUGCAUAGAACCACACCUUGCCGAUCGGUUGCAUCCUAAAUAUAUAAUCUAAUGUGAGCCUAGCUGCCUCUAACCGAUGCAUGAUGUGAUAUCCAUAUACUUGCAGUUUUUAAGAGGCCGCAUGCUUCUGUCCUUCUGACCACAGUCACGAAUUUGAGGCAAAAGUGGUGACAGUCUUCCUGGCCUUCUCGCCCUCGUGCCUGCAUGGCUAUAGCCGUAAUCCCAGCGUCACCCAACAUCCACGUAGGCACCUGAGGCUACCUGCACUCCGGGCUGAUAAUCCCAGUCGAGUACCUACGGGUAUAGUGCCCACGGCUCUUCUUGUUUGCAGCAAAGGACGGAGUUAGUGUCGAUGUGGCAGGUAACUAACUAACUAGUUAACUAGUUUGUUGGGCGUUAGUUACACCAGCCAGCUCUCCUAUCAAGGGCUGGAACUAGUUAAGUCGACUUGUCCCAGCGGUGAAUCAUAUCUGGAUACUUGCGCUGGGACGAGUUUAGCAGGUCUGUAGGGGAAUGUAUGUCCGACCACGGUUGGUCAUGCCAUUUUGAAGUGAGUAUGCCACCACACUACCCAGGUAGGUUCUGACUCUGACCCUACCGAUUGCUACCGAUAGGUAUCCUGCUGCCGGGGGCUUUGCACACUUUUGGGCCAUGACCCUUAGAGAUGGGGUAUCAACAGACGAGAACUAGGUCAAAGAAUCAGCCAGCUAUCCCGCGAAAGAAAGAAAUGCCAUUUUCGUGAAUCACACGCACCUGGACUUGGAGACAAUUCGAAACCUACUGGUUCUGUCAAUUGAAUGCUUUGCAUAUACACCUCUCUUCUAUUUGUCUUUCCAGUUUAUAUUACAAAGGACAGGGGAUUCUUCAAGAUAGCGCUUGUUCAGGUAGAUUAAGGAUGGCUUAGAGCUCGUAGGAUAGUUAAGCGAGCAUCUAUGAGUGCUCUUCAGUGAUUGGACAUAGCUAGUUAACUAACCCCUAGAAUAAAAUAGAGUCCAUCGAAGUCGAGCCUGUCAAACCUCGGGAUAUACUCAGAUAUAGCAUCAUUCAAUGACGCUUUGCUCAAAAAUCCAUAAAUCAUGGAGUAAUUGUCUUUUCAGCGGGUGUCAUAUGCGGGUAAACGGCCUCUGUAC
Messenger RNA from Trichophyton rubrum CBS 118892, 2740 nucleotides. RefSeq lists its product as uncharacterized. The coding region runs from base 674 to 1000 and encodes 108 amino acids. The record is from RefSeq and is a predicted model, not a curated record. The transcript has a single exon. NCBI's taxonomy places the organism in Eukaryota, Fungi, Ascomycota, Eurotiomycetes, Onygenales, Arthrodermataceae.